Molecule: messenger RNA, 799 nt
Organism: Misgurnus anguillicaudatus (oriental weatherfish)
Lineage: Eukaryota; Metazoa; Chordata; Actinopteri; Cypriniformes; Cobitidae
Source: RefSeq, a predicted model, not a curated record
CUUUAAAUAAAGGGACAUUGCUUCGUUUCCACCAUUAACCACGCUUGAGAUUGGAUUUUUGUUUGAUUGCAGCAGACUUUACGCAAACUGGCUAAUAUUUUAUUAGCAUAAAGUGCAAGUUUAGGACAUAAUGCCACGCGGACUGUUCACCAUUAUUGGAGUCGCGGCUGGCGCAGUUGGUGCAGUUGUUUUGGCGCCAGUGGCCCUCACCGCAGCCGGUUUCACCUCAGCUGGUAUAGCCGCUGGUUCUCUGGGGGCCAGUAUGAUGUCAUCAGCGGCAAUCGCUAAUGGAGGUGGUGUUGCUGCUGGAAGUUUGGUCGCCAUCCUCCAGUCCGCAGGUGUUGUUGGGCUGUCUACAGCAGCGACAGCAGCAGUGGCAUCUGUGGGUGGAGCAGCAGGUGCUGUAAUAGGUGGAGCAGCAGAUUUGUUGUCUUCAUCAAAACCCCCAUCUCCUCCCAAUAAUUCAUCUUCACCCAAACAAGAUGAAGAUUCUAAUGAUGAGGAUUGGAGAAUGAAGAGGAAUUUGAGAAUGAAGAGGAAUUGGAGAAUGAAGAGGAAGUGGAGAAUGAAGAGGAAGUGGAGAAUAAAGUCCAAAUGGAGUCCAAAGAGCUUAUGCCGCAUUAAGACCCUCUGUUAAUAGUUCAGAAAGUCAACUUGCCGGCAUCUUAAAAACAAAUGUUUUUUUGAAAAUGUUUGCAUUAAAUGUUUUUUGUGCCAAGUGUAAUAUGCUGUGUCUUUUCUGUAACCUGAAUCAAAAAUCAGCAUAAGCAAUAACAAUAAAACGAAAUGAUGAAAGUAA